AUGAAAGAUGUUUGGAAUAAUUUAGCUCUUAACUUCGAAGUAGCUGGAACGUUAAAUGAGGGAACUUAUCAAUCUACCGUCAUUGUACCAUUUAUUCAAGCUGUACUAAAAGAUCUUCUCUUUAGAUCUUUAUUUAUUAGCAUAUCAGAAAGAGAAAGUGCUGCUAGUGCAGAUAGAAAAGGAAAUGGUCAAGCGGGAAGAUGUCUAGAUGUCAUGUUUAUGGUAAAACAUUUGGAUAUGCUCUUCGAAAUUAUGUAUGUCGAAUGCUCGAGAUUGGUUUGUACACCUCAAAAAAUGAUAGAUGAUGAUGUUAAGUUAUGGAGAGAAUAUAACGAUGAGCAAUUUGGAAUUGUUGAGAUACAAGUAGCAGGAGAUACUUUACAUCUAAACGUUCUUAUCAGGGAUCAAACGAAUGUUAAUAGAUAUUAUAAUAUAGAAUCAGCAAAAAUCCCUGUGCAAAAAUCAGAAGAGACCGCU
Molecule: messenger RNA, 477 nt
Organism: Racocetra persica
Lineage: Eukaryota; Fungi; Glomeromycota; Glomeromycetes; Diversisporales; Gigasporaceae
Source: the annotation of a GenBank genome assembly